AUGCCACAAUAUAACAAAAUAAAUACCCUCACACCCCAAAGAAACACUGCUUUCUCACUCAAUUCCAAUUCCAAUUCCAAUUCCACUUUUGAUUUCAAUUUCAAUCCACCGCUCCUACCACACACAUACUCUUUGCAUGUACAGGUAGGUACUAUAACAUACACCAUACAAUACCCACCACACAUUCACGUACCAUCCACUAAUCUACGAAACAACCAGGAAGGAAGAUCCUGAAUACAAGUAAGAGUAGGAGUCAAGGUAAGAGUAAGAGUCAAGGUAAGAGUAAGAGUCAAGGUAAGAGUAAGAGUCAAGGUAAGAGUAAGAGUAAGAAGAGUAUAUNAAUCUACGAAACAACCAGGAAGGAAGAUCCUGAAUACAAGUAAGAGUAGGAGUCAAGGUAAGAGUAAGAGUCAAGGUAAGAGUAAGAGUCAAGGUAAGAGUAAGAGUCAAGGUAAGAGUAAGAGUAAGAAGAGUAUAUACACCCUACCACCCAUCCCACCCACCCACACCUCAAAAUCACGACCACACGCACAUCCACAUCCACAAUCUCACCCCACUCCACCCCAUCUAUCAACAAAAAAACCUCAUCCACAUCCACCGCCUACAAAGUCAAGGAACUACUUCGUCUUAGCCCUCAAUCAAGACCACUCCAUCUAAACUGCUUCAACAAGACCAACAGCAUCGUCACUAUCAGGAUAGGGACACCCAGCUAAGCGACCAAGCGUCCACAACGACCAACUACCAACCAUCUCCCAUCACCACUUUACACAAAUAA
Hymenoscyphus albidus is the source of this 775-nucleotide messenger RNA. The record is from the annotation of a GenBank genome assembly. Lineage: Eukaryota; Fungi; Ascomycota; Leotiomycetes; Helotiales; Helotiaceae.